AUGUCCUCGCUCUUUCGAACUGGGCAGAUUCUUCGAGGCAAACUAGGGAAAUACACGAUCGCAAAGCGAGUCCGAGCCACUGUUUGGUUGGCGAAAAACCAAGCAAAAGAGACCGUCAUCAUUAAGGGCGUUGAAAAUCAUCCACGUGUAAACAAUGAACUAGAUAUUCUCAAACACUUUCAGGCCAAAACUUCUUGCCUCCGACCCGUCCUUGAUGAAAUCGAAGAUCCUCCCGAGCCAACUAUCAUUGUCUUGAAACACUUUGAAGAUGAUCUUCUUCAAGCAUCAAAGGCAAGGCCCUUGAACCGAAAGGAGCUUAAAUGCGUCUCACGGCGUAUUCUUGAAGCGCUCAAUUGUCUCCACCAGGGCGGUUAUAUACAUGCAGAUUUGAAACCAGAUAAUAUCUUUGUAAAUUACGCCGACCGAGGCGUAGGGAAUCAUGUGCGAUUUUCGGAUGUUUGA
Messenger RNA from Aspergillus nomiae NRRL 13137, 462 nucleotides. RefSeq names its product putative serine/threonine protein kinase. Bases 1 to 462 code for a protein of 153 amino acids. Gene Ontology annotation, molecular function: cyclin-dependent protein serine/threonine kinase activity; ATP binding. The record is from RefSeq and is a predicted model, not a curated record. Gene Ontology annotation, biological process: protein phosphorylation. The transcript has 3 exons. Gene Ontology annotation, cellular component: nucleus. NCBI's taxonomy places the organism in Eukaryota, Fungi, Ascomycota, Eurotiomycetes, Eurotiales, Aspergillaceae.